GAAAACGAAGAAGGUCAAGAAUUUCCUGUUACCAAAUAUCUUCAUCAUCAGAAAUCUGUAACGGUUUUCAAUGGAAAUGGCCUUGACAGUGCGUUGAAAUUGUAUGGCAGAGGAACUCUCGGGUGGCAUCGGACUUGAUGCUCCGAAGAAGAGUCACAAGUGGUAGAAUUUCUGCAGGACGGCCUUGGCUGUAUGGAUUAUUGACAUGCAAUAUUUUGACAGUGAUUUGGAUGCGCGCUAACGUUAGCAAACAUUAGCUUAUCCAGCUGUGAUUUGGGCUACUUUAUAUAGGAUAGCUAGCUAGCCAGCUAAUAGAUGUGGAUAACAGCUACACGGAUCUGACCGUUUACAGUAACGUUAAUAACAUAAGUCAUAUGUAAGGUCAAAUGACUUUAUUCUGUGGUAUGAGCAACUCAUGCAUGCGUAAUUAACGUUGCACAGCUUGCAAGUCUAACUAGCUAACAUAUCGCAUAGCUAACAUUGCAGUAAUUGGGUUUACAUAGCCCUCGGUAGUGAUAGGGAACAUUUACGUCCAGCGUUAACCGUUAGCUAACAAAUUAAGCUAACGGUACUGUGCUCUGGUUUAUCCAACAUCAUUGGGUUGUUUCUCGGUUAUUAUUGACACCAACUAGUAGUGAUCUUGCUUGAUCUCAGAUAGCAAUACGUACAUCGCUGUUUUAUGAACGCUGCGUAACGGAUUAUGUGCGCUCUUUCACUGAAUGUGAGGCAGCGCUAUUUUACUGAAUGUGUUGCCUCAGUGAGAAGUGAUUUAUGUUAGGGAAUCUGAGCGCAACCUACUAGCUAGCUAAGAGCGAAUGCUAGGGGCCGCCUAAGAUGUUUAUUUUGAUAUCCUUGUAGCUGAUGAGCUACCACUCUGUGGCUUGCUUGAUAGCUUUUUUUCCAUAGGGUAGGAUGUUGACUAUUAACUUGCUAUUCUAAAUACCGCACUCUAUGUAUCCAGCUGUUUUGAAAUAGAAAUGCAAAUCCGGCGAACAUUCGGUUUAGCGCACAAACUACAUAGUACCACUUAAUAUCUAACGUUACCGAAAUUGCCUGGCUGUCAAUGUUGUCAUCUUUGGCAGCUGCAUGUUAAUGUAUGUUGCCGAUCAUUCAUCUUGGAUGUCAGACUAAGCUAAACUGAUGAGUAAGCAAGCAAAGUGGCACCAUAUGGCAGAGUAAAUUACAACGAGUAACUUGUUAAUAUUGCCCUUGUUUUUAACUAACAUUAACUGAUCAGUAGCCUGUAGGUAGUCAGCUAUAUAACACAUAAACGAACGUUACUCCCAUCAGUCAACUGCCCCGGGCUCAUAUCUUAUUAAAUCAAAGCCAUUCUGGUGGCCUGGAAACCAAAGCUUUACGAAACCACUUGCUAAGAAUUUAUAAUCAUGAAGAAGUUCUUUGACUCUCGUCGAGAGCUGGUUAGUUCUGGGCCUGGCUCGGGUGGUGGUGGUGGUGGAUCCAGCAGCGCUGGUGGCAACUUCAUCGGACGCAUGUUUACCAUCGGACGUCAUCAAGUCACAGUCGACGAAACACUAGCUGAAGGGGGGUUUGCCAUUGUCUUCCUGGUGCGGACACAUCAGGGCGUCCGCUGCGCACUGAAGAGGAUGUACGUCAACAACGAGCACGACCUCCAGGUCUGCAAGCGCGAGAUCCAGAUCAUGAAGGACCUUGUGGGCCACAAGAACAUCGUGGGCUACCUGGACUCCAGCAUCUCGGCGGUGGGCGGGGGCGACGUCUGGGAGGUCCUCAUCCUCAUGGACUACUGUCGAGGGGGGCAGGUGGUGAACCUUAUGAAUCAGCGCCUCCAGACUGGCUUCAGUGAGCAGGAAGUGAUGCAGGUCUUUUGUGAUACCUGUGAGGCCGUGGCUUGUCUGCACCAGGGCAAAAGUCCCAUCAUCCAUCGGGACCUCAAGGUGGAGAAUAUCCUGCUGCACGAUAGAGGCCACUAUGUGCUUUGUGACUUUGGCAGUGCCACCAACAAGUUCCAGAACCCACAGGCCGAGGGGGUCACCGUGGUGGAGGAUGAAAUCAAAAAGUACACCACUCUCUCCUACCGUGCACCUGAGAUGGUCAAUCUCUACAAUGGCAAGAUCAUUACCACCAAAGCCGACAUCUGGGCCAUGGGCUGUUUGCUGUACAAGCUAUGUUACUUCACCCUGCCGUUUGGCGAGAGCCAGGUGGCCAUCUGUGACGGCAACUUCACCAUCCCGGACAACUCCCGCUACUCUCAGGCCAUGCACUGCCUCAUCCGCUACAUGUUGGAGCCUGACCCUGACAAGCGUCCGGACAUCUAUCAGGUGUCUUACUUUGCUUUCAAACUGGCACGCCGGGACUGUCCUGUACAGAACGUCAAGAACUCUCCCAUCCCUACCAAACUCCCCGAGCCCAUUCGAGCCAGUGAGGCAGCUGCCAAGAAAAGCCAGAGUCAGACCAAGGCCAGGUUGACAGACCCCAUCCCCACCACGGAGACCUCCAUCACCCCCCGCCAGCGGCCCAAAGCCGUGCAGUCCCAGGCCAUAGGGGGCAUUCUGCCCAUCCAGCCUGCAGCACUCACCCCACGCAAGAGAGCCAACCUGCCUACUGGCACUGCCCAGCCCAUAGCUGUGAAUCUCGCCCAGCCAGCUGCAGCCCUGCAGUCACAGAAAGCCUUGCCCUCUCAGCCUGCUGUUCCUGAGCCCAAACCGCCAGCUGCAGCUGUGCUGCAAGCUACGCUCCCUGCGGCAGCAAGUCCCGUCCCUCAGAAAGCGGCUGUCCAACCACCGUCCAGCCCUGCCCCGCCCACAGCCCCGGCUCGCAGCGCGCGCCGUAAACAACAGCAGGCUCCUUCUGCCCAGCCCACUGCUGCUCAGCAGCCAAUAGCAUCGGCUCCAGCCACUGCAGGACAGCAGCAGCAGCCAAUAGCAGCAGCUUCCCAGCAAGUCCCGCCCCCUUCCCAGCAAACAGCCAGUCCUCAAGCAGCGGCACAAGCUCUGGCCAAUCAGGAAGAGGCUGAGGAGACGGCUGCGGUGGGUCAGUCCCAGACCCCCCCCUCAUCCCCAUGCUCUGCCCAGCGGGGGGGCCACAGGCGUAUCCUUAGUGACGUGACCCACAGUGCCUUGUUCGGUGUGCCGGCCAGCUCGUCCACUCAGCAGCUGCAGGCUGCAGCCGCUGAGGCCAGCCUCAACAAGUCCAAGUCAGCGAGUGCCACUCCAUCCAACUCCCCCCAGUCGUCUCAACAGAGCGUGUACCAGCCUGCCCAGGACACUGACCCCCCCUCCAGUGCCCCCACAGCCACCGUUGCCCCCGCCACUGCCGCCACAGCCACCGUUGCCCCCGCCACAGCCGCCCCCACAGCUGCUGUUGCCUCCGCCUCUGCUGCCCCAGGCCCCGCCUCAACCACCUCCUCUGACCAGCCCGCCUGGAACCCGUUUGGAGACGACAACUUCUCCAAGCUCACCGCCGAGGAGCUGCUCAACAAGGACUUUGGCAAGCUGGGCGAUGAAAAGCCUGCUGAUGCUGGGAGUGACAGCUCCUGUGAAGAUUUGCUUCCAGGCUUUGCCACCCCCCACACUGCAGAGAGCACCUCUCAACCAGCUGAGAGACCUGCUGAUAUCCUGGGUCUGGACACCUCAAACUCUCUCCUCAGCGUCCCUGUUCCAGAGAAGCUUAUCGAAGGCCUCAAGUCUCCGGACACGUCCCUUCUGCUGCCGGACCUGCUGUCCCUCAACGACCCCUUCGGCAGCUCACUGGAGCCCCCUGCAGAUGCAGGUGACCCAGAGGUGUGUGAUUCUCUCAUCCCAGGUUUGCUGCCUCAGGCCCAGGGGCAGCCCGCUCUGGUGGACACAGACCCUUUGAUUGGUGAGGGCUCUCUGCUGGGAGGAGACUCCUCCUCCUGUCUUGACCAGUUCGCCCCCGUCUCUGGAGGGUCUUCUCAACCCAUAGCAGACUCGUCCUGCCUCCUCUCCGGCCUUGACCCCCCCCUGAGCUCAGAGAAAGGCACAGAGGACGAGUUUGACCCCAUCCCCGUGUUGGUCUCCAAAAACUCCUCCCAAGAAGCCCAGCAGGGUGUCAACGGCUACGGUGUGUAUGUGGAACCCCAGGCAGGGCCGCUGUUGGAGGCUCUGGCAGACGGCAUCGGGGAGGUGCGAGUAGCCGCUGAGGAGGCUGUGGUGGUGCCCCCCCCUGACCAGCCACAACUGCUGCUUCUGCUCCAGGCGCCCCCCCAGCAGUCCAGCGCGUCCUUCACACAGCCCCCCCACCAAGGGCAAAUGCAGGACACCCAGUCGCCCUUCGAUGAUGUGUUCAUGGGCGCACCCUUCCGCCCAGGCAACGCAGACGUGUUCAGCAGCGCUCCGUUCCCCCUGUCCCAGACCCACCAUAAACCCCCCCAACCCGCUCACGCCCCCCAACCUGCUCACGCCCCCCAGCCCGACAUUUUCUUGCAGGCGCCCUUUGGUAAGAGGACUGGGGUCAAUGCCACCUCCACCACUGCUACAGCCAACGCCUGUGGGGCGCCCCCUUCUCUUCACCCUUCUCAGCCUGUCCAGCCUCCCCCCCAGACACACAUGCUCACCCCUCACAGGACCCCCGAGCAACCCCCCCCUCUGGGUCCUGUGCCGUCCCUGGGCAUGGGUGUGGGUGCGGGAAUGGGUGCCCCCGUGCGUCUCCUGCGCUGCUCAGAGGUGCCCCUGCCCCAGCAGCCCGUGGCUGCCCAUCGCGUGGUCUCCUCUGUGGGACAGCAGGCUGCCGUGGGCUCCGUGCCUGUCGGGCCCCUCCACUCCUGGGCGGUGGGCAUGGGCAUGGGCUUGGGUAUGGGGGUGCGGGUACCCGUCGUGGACCCAUUUGUUGCGGCGCCCUUCCACCCCAGGGGCACACAGGGGAAGCCUUGACCCGCCGAGCUAAAACUUCCUUAGCCUCCCAAACCCCUUAAACACACACACAUGCACGUAUGUGUGUACACAUACACACAGAUUAUUCAACCCACAGUUGACUUUGGUGUCCUAGGGGGUAUACUAAGUACGAGGUUUAGCCGGGAUCACAUUAGCCAGCGGCAAACGUAACGCAACACUCAGACCAUAAUAAGUUUUAUCUCGUUCCUAAGCAACACAAACGGUUUGUCAAUUGUAUACACUGGCAUUGCGCUUUAAAAGAUGAACCAAGUUCAACGCUCAGCUUCUUAAACGCUAGCGUUUAGAGAUGCACCGAUUGCAAUUUCUUGGGCCGGUUCCAAUUUCCGAUUUUUCAUAGAGU
Messenger RNA from Alosa alosa (allis shad), 5229 nucleotides. Its product is annotated as AP2-associated protein kinase 1-like. Lineage: Eukaryota; Metazoa; Chordata; Actinopteri; Clupeiformes; Clupeidae. The record is from RefSeq and is a predicted model, not a curated record. Gene Ontology annotation, biological process: protein phosphorylation. Gene Ontology annotation, molecular function: protein kinase activity; ATP binding.